This is a messenger RNA of Jaculus jaculus (lesser Egyptian jerboa), 4388 nucleotides long. It is a transcript of the gene Znf280d, whose product is annotated as zinc finger protein 280D. Gene Ontology annotation, molecular function: DNA-binding transcription factor activity, RNA polymerase II-specific; RNA polymerase II cis-regulatory region sequence-specific DNA binding. The coding region runs from base 211 to 3042 and encodes 943 amino acids. Lineage: Eukaryota; Metazoa; Chordata; Mammalia; Rodentia; Dipodidae. The record is from RefSeq and is a predicted model, not a curated record. Gene Ontology annotation, biological process: regulation of DNA-templated transcription. The transcript has 22 exons.
GCCAGCUCCGCCAUGGGAGCCGCCGCCGCCGCGCAGCGUCUGUGCUCCUCCCGCUCCUCCUCUUUCUCCUCCUCCUCCUCCUCCUCCUCCUCCUCCUCCAGGCUCCAGUCAGGCAGAUUCGCGGCGCUCCCGGAGAGCCAACUGAGAUAUAACUUACUGAUUUAUGUGGUCAUAUGGUGACAACUUACAAACAGUCAACUCUGCAACUUGAUGGGCGACAACCUUCUUCAAUCAAACAAUAAUUCAAAAAUGGCAGAACUCUUUAUGGAAUGCGAAGAAGAAGAACUGGAGCCCUGGCAGAAGAAAGUAAAAGAAGUUGAGGAUGAUGACGACGAUGAGCCCAUCUUUGUUGGAGAGAUAGCAAGUUCAAAACCAGCGAUUUCCAAUAUUUUGAACAGAGUUAAUCCCAGCUCAUAUUCAAGGGGAAUAAAGAAUGGCGCACUCAGUCGAGGUAUUACUACUGCAUUCAAGCCAACAAGUCAUCACUACCUGAACCCAUCAAAUCCAGUGGCUGCCUCACCUGUCAGUUUUCGUCCUGCUUCUAGAUCUUCAGAUAGCUCCACUAUUGUUCAGCCUUUUUCUAAACCUGUACUGUUUGACUUGACCCAGGAUACAGGAUUGUCGUGUUACCAAGGGGUGCCGACGCUAUCUGUAGCAGGUCUAAAUGACAGUUCAUUUUUAUCAAAACGUCCUUCUGUUUCUGAAGUAAAUAGUGUUAAUCCAAAAAAGCCUAAGCCUAAUGAGAGCACUGGAACAAACCCCUCCGCUGCAGUCCCUGCGGAGCCUCCUGCCCUGAUGUCUCCCCCAGAGGGGCCAUCCAAAGGUACAAAUACCUCCUCAGAUCAGUCUAAAAAUGGAACACCUUUUCCAAGAGCUUGUCCAAAGUGCAAUAUCCACUUCAACCUUCUGGAUCCUCUGAAAAAUCACAUGACGUAUUGUUGUCCAGACAUGAUAAAUAACUUUUUGGGAUUGGCUAAAACAGAAAUUUCAAGUCCAGCUCCGACCCUUGACUCAGAGAAAGGAAAAUUGAUCAUGCUGGUGGGUGAUUUUUACUACGGGAAGCAUGAAGGCGAUGUCCAGGAGGAGCAGAAGACCCACACGACCUUCAAGUGCUUCAGCUGCUUGAAGGUCCUGAAGAACAAUAUUAGGUUCAUGAACCACAUGAAGCACCACCUGGAGCUUGAGAAGCAGAGCAACGAGAGCUGGGAGAACCACACCACCUGCCAGCACUGCUACCGGCAGUUCCCCACCCCCUUCCAGCUGCAGUGCCACAUCGAGAGCACACACACGCCCCAUGAGUUUUCCACCAUUUGUAAAAUCUGUGAAUUAUCAUUUGAAACGGAACAUGUUCUUUUACAACAUAUGAAGGAUAAUCAUAAACCCGGAGAAAUGCCAUAUAUCUGCCAGGUGUGUAAUUACAGAUCAUCCUCCUUCUCUGAUGUAGAAGUGCAUUUUAGAACCUCCCAUGAAAACACCAAGAACCUGCUGUGUCCAUUUUGCCUCAAAGUUAUUAAAAUCGCAACACCAUACAUGCAUCAUUAUAUGAAGCAUCAGAAAAAAGGAAUCCAUCGCUGUACCAAAUGCAGGCUGCAAUUUUUGACAUGCAAGGAGAAGAUGGAUCACAAGACUCAGCAUCACCGAACAUUUGUGAAGCCCAAGCAGCUGGAAGGACUGCCUCCUGGGACAAAAGUCACCAUUCGAGCAUCCGUUGGACCUCUUCAGUCAGGAUCCUCAGCUGUACCUUCCAUCAGUGCCACCACCUCUGUCCUUCAGCUCUCACCUCCAAGGACUGAAAAUCCCUCCAAACUGAAUACAAAUAAACCUAAUGCAACCAAAUCUGAUGCAAAUAAACCCAAUGGGAGCAAGCCUGGUGGAAAUAAAUCUAAAUGCAAGGCAAAAAUUACUAAUAUGCAAAAGAAGCAGAGUGCAGGGGCUGAUGGCAGCAGGAAAAGUAAAGCCAACACAGCGCUGAGGAGCCUACGGUUACGCCAGGGCAUCCACGAGUGCAUUGAGUGUUCCUCUGAAAUAAAGGAUCUUGCAAACCACUUUCCUACAUACGUCCACUGUAGCUUUUGCAGAUAUAACACGAGCUGUAGCAAAGCCUACGUGAAUCAUAUGAUGAGCUUUCAUAGUAACCGUCCAAGUAAAAGGUUUUGUAUAUUUAAGAAGCAUUCAGAAAAUCUCAGGGGCAUUACUCUAGUGUGCCUUAAUUGUGGUUUCCUAACUGAUGUUUCUGGCUUAGAUAAUAUGGCUGCACACCUAAGUCAGCAUGCAACUCAUACUUGCCAAGUUCAAAUAGACAAAGUUUCUGUUUGUAUCCCAACUUCUGAACAUCUUUCUGACUUAAGAAUUGAAGCUCCCACUAAAAGACAAGAAUCCAUAUCCAAGGAAACAGCAAGAUGUAAUGUGACUGAAAGAAAAUCAGAAGCAUCAAGUUCUAAAAGUAAGCAAGAUAAAGCUGCUUUGUCCAGAGGAAAAAAUGGAUGUGAUGUAAGUCUGUCAGCAACAAAGACUAAAGAACCCAGAGCAGUUUUGGAUAAAGAGAGUGACACAGUUCAUGCCGAUGAGGCCGCUGGCACUAAGGAAAUCUUCAGCUUUGGUUCCAGUGUUGGUGCGAAGCACAUGGAAAAGGAGAAACCAAUGCUGCAUGCUCAUCAGGACAUGGAACUGAAGACCGACCAAUGUUCAGAAAACUUAGUUUCAUGUAAUCAAAGUCAAGAUCAAAACUCCAGUGGUGCUCAGCUUUCUUCCAAGAAUGCUAAAGAGUUGAGGCUAACAUCAGGUGAUGUCAGCAUUGAUCAGUUUUUAAGAAGAGAUGAACCCAAAUCUGUUAGUUCUGAUGUCAGUGAGCAAGGCAGUGUUCACUUGGAACCUCUGACGCCAUCAGAGGUACUUGAGCAUGAGGCCGAGAUCCUCCACAAAGGUGAUCCUUUAGUCAGCACUGAUGGCCCAGGGUCAGAUGAUGCAGGUCAUGUUCCUGGAGAAAACAGAUCCCAAACAAAGACAGCAGCAGACCUGGAGGAGGGAAGAAAAGAAAGCUGAGGCGAUCUAGUCACCCACAGUGUCCAUGAUCAUCAGAAAGCAUUCCGAGUUGUGCUGUCCAGCCAGCUCAGUGGUGCUGGGGUAGAAUUCAGAAGCAGGCAAGUGUGGAGAAGUCGUUCACACACUUUACCUGUAUGGCAAGCUUAUUAAAUCAAUCCACCAAGGAGAGCAUGAUGAGUAUGAAUUUCCAAGUUUUAAAAAGCUGAACAGAAUCCUAGUGAAGGCUUAGUUUGUCAUCCAAGGACCACAUUCAGUUUAAAUUUUUUUUUCUUUUUUUACUAUAAGAGGCAAGGUAGUGAAAAUGGGCAUGCCAGUGCCUCCAGCCACUGUCAACAAACUCCAGACACAUGUGCCACCUUGUGUAUCUCACUUAUGUGGGUACUGGGGAAUUAAACCUGGGUCCUCAGGGUUCACAGGCAAGCACCUUAGCUGCUAAGCCAUCUCUCCAGCUCAUUCACCUUUUGAAAAAAUGAGUGUUGGUCAUCAACAUGGAAUGGUUAUGAGAAUAUUAGUUUUAUUAAUAAAACGUUUCAAACUUAAAUUGGUCUUACACUUACCAUUCUUAUCCCUUUAUUUAAUGUGAAGGGAGAGUGGGGAAGCCAAGCACCUUCUGCCAGUAACAGAUACGGACAUGCUGCUGAGGAGGCCGACUUUGAAGAUGAUGCUGGUAAACGAAGCAUGCUUGAGUGCUGGGUUGACUUACUCGAUUUCAGCCUUCCUUUAACAUUCCAGUCUGUCAAAGCAUGUACACGGAAUAGAGUCUGUGCAUCUCCAUGCAAGUGUUAGCCUGCUGGGCUGUAAGCUUACCUUUAAACUUUCAGUGAAAGUGAAAUUGUUAAAAUAUAAAUUUAUAUAUGUGCUUUUGGUUAAUGAAUAAGCUGUGCAGAAUCUCCUUGGACAUCCGUUAUGGAAACUCCCGUAGCCAUUAUGCCUCUGCUGUUGUUUUAAUGAUCUGUAGCAAUAGACCCAUUCAGAUGGUCUGGAAGCCAAACCAAAGUAUGGUUGAAUGUAGAUACUGGAAGCAGUGACUGAGCACAUGUCCUCUGCCUGUGUUAACCAUGUUUAAGUGACUUUCCUUUCAUGUAAAAUAGGAACUUCAAGUGGGACCUCCAGCAAAGAAUAGGUUUUGGAAAUUAGCCUAAUUUAUCCAUAAGUUGGCUGCUAAAUUGAUAUUUCAAAUAUAGAAAUGAGUGACAUGACAACUGGUAAUUUGCUUUGAAGUACUAAUUUUAUUUAAGACGCUGCAGUUUUACUUCUUAAAAUGUGCUUUGAAUUCUUAAAUUUUGUUUCACUGAAUGUUAAGUGCUUUAAAUAGCAAUUUAAAAUUCUGCUGUAUACAGUAGUUU